ACAUAGUAGAAGCUUUUUUUGUCGGCGGCUACGACUAUUCGCUGUAACGUGCGAAUUGCAACAACAACGUUACCGACGGCCCGGCCAUAGCCGCAAGAUUUGACGGAGUGUGUGAACUUUAAUAUGCGGCUGCGACUCGGAGUGAACAGUCAGUCGUGAAGCUUGAAUUUUGAAGUCUGCUAAAACACUUUACAGUUAUCAUUAUGAUGUAAAUGUUAAGCGACCAGAUAUGUUUCUCCCAAGAUAGUGAUACCUAAAGUUGGCAUGGAAGGACUCCGCUCAUGCCCACACAAGGUGGGCAGUGCCACGCUGUGGUUUGGACGCCAGGUUCGCCAGUAUGUGACCGUGGAACCUGUCAUGUUGUUUUACAUGCUCGGCAGUUUCCUCCAGUACUCGGCUGUCAUACAACUGCUGUACCUCAAGCUCUGUGUGAUCAAGUUCAACGAUACUUCGGCGUGUCAGAGUCUCAGCAGUCACCCGGAUAUGGAGAAAUACACGCAGGACGCAGGGUCCAACUGGCUGAUCAUCCUCAACGCUUUCCUGACGGUGGCUUCGAUAGCCAGCACUCUGUUCUACGGCGCGUGGUCGGAUCGAGUCGGACGACGGGUCACAAUCAUCCUUCCAGCCGUCGGUUCUAUUAUUAACGGCAUCGUCUUGAUCCUUUGCGCAAGGUUCAUGCUAUCGUCACCUUGGUAUGUCGUUGUGGGGACUGCCUUGAUGGGGCUGUUUGGCAGCUUCCCCACCCUCACCACCGCCGUGUUCAGUUACAUGGGGGAUGUGACCAACUCCGACAACAGGACCAUGAGAUUCAGCAUUCUGGAAGCCAUGACCUUCUCCGGCAGCUUCAUCGGGCUCAUCACGGCCGGUGUGGUCAUCGAUAAUGCCGGCUAUAUCGCAGCCUUUGCUUACUACAUCGCCUGCAAUGUCGUGGUGGUUCUCUACACCAUAUUCUGGUUGCGGGAGUCGGUUCCCAGUUCGUCCCCUUCGAACGCUGCCACAGACAGUGACAUCAAGGUGCUCGUCGAUGACAUAGACAGUCAAGUCGAAACGGACCUGGGGACGCCGGAUGCCGCACCCAAGGGUUGUUGCCGGGAGCUGGUUCGGUUUGAGAACGUCAAAAGCAUCGUACGGAUUCUCAUUAAAAAGAGGCCACAUUACGGACGGCUGCAGAUAUUUCUACUGAUAUCAUGCCUGUUCACUCUUCAGCUAGUUGGAGAAGGAUUUACUGACACAAUCAUUCUGUAUCUCAAGAAGGAUCCGCUUGAAUUUGAUGCCUCAACAAUCGGAUUUUUCCAGGGUCUCAAGAACGGCCUGACAGCGUUGACCCUGAUCGUCGGAAUGCCGUUACUGAGAUUGACCAGACUCCACGACACGGUCAUUGCCUUCGUAGCGCUGCUGUUCCGCAGCGGGGCAUUCGUUAUGAUAGCCUUCGCUCGUCAACGUCUGACAGUAUUCCUGAUGCCGAUUCUCUACUGUCCCUCUGGCAUCCCUGCCGCCGUCACACGAGCCCUUCUCUCCAAAAAUGUGGGACUCAACGAACAAGGUGGGCUGUUCUCCCUGACUGGUGCCCUUGAAACCAUGACAACCUUGCUCUCCUCUGCAAUCUUCAACGCCCUGUACCCUGCCACCAAGAGCAUCAUUGGGGGAGGCUUUGUCUUCAUUGUCAUGGCAGUCCUACUCAUCAUACCCAUGCUGUUGAUGAUGUGGGUCCAUGAUCUUCAAAAGGGAAACACAGCCUACAACCUUGCAAGGCAACCAGCUAGCGAAGGUAACGAAUCCUCGAUUUAUGGAGACACCUAAACCACCUCAAUAACAUGAAUCCAACACCGUUGAAAUCAUCUCUCACAAUGUAGAUUUGGACAUUUAGAGCUGCAAAGUUCAACCAUAGAUUCAUCCAGCCUGUAGCAGUGUACAUCUCACUUUAAUAUUUGAAAUAAAGUAUUCCAAGGCUUUUUUUAAUAUCAAAAUAAGGUGCCACACUGUUAGCUUUUUGGUGUUCAAAAAUGAGUGUAAUUUAUCUGUUGUCAAUUAUGGCCUUCAACAUUUCACAGGAUGAAGUUGACGUUGCAAGUUAAUUGCCAACUUUAAUUGUGUUAUAAAUGGACAACUGCUUCAGCAAGCAUAGAUUGUGGAUUUGGGAGUCAAAGUGUGCAUUUCUUUUCAAAGUGCUAUGUAUAUACUGUUGAAACCAAGUAAGGUGACAAAAUUUGACGAAAAUGACCGUCCAACUUCAAGAAAUUAUUAACUGUUAAAAGAAAAGACAAAUUUCAGUUGAUUGACUUAUAAAGCCUGAUCAAAAUUGUAAAUUAAUAUGCGGGUCAAUUUUGAAGGAAAAAAACAUCUAAUGUAAGAAUGUAGCAAUAUAAUCAGUUUGGUGUUAUUUUAAAGCUGAUCUUUUAAGUGUAUCUUUACCUCAAGAAGAGGAAUUUUCAAUUUUGAAUCCUGUUGGUGGACAGUAACUUGUACUGAAUUUAAAAAAAAAAAAAAAAAAAAACACAAUUUAUUUUGUAUUAAAUUGUGAUAAUUUCUCAAAUUCUAAAUUUCUUGGAUUAUGGUAUUGGGCAAAUGAAUUACGUUACGUCCCAGAUAAGGUCAUGGUAUA
This is a messenger RNA of Patiria miniata (bat star), 2602 nucleotides long. Its product is annotated as proton-coupled folate transporter-like. Gene Ontology annotation, cellular component: membrane. The coding region runs from base 265 to 1800 and encodes 511 amino acids. The record is from RefSeq and is a predicted model, not a curated record. Lineage: Eukaryota; Metazoa; Echinodermata; Asteroidea; Valvatida; Asterinidae. Gene Ontology annotation, molecular function: transmembrane transporter activity. Gene Ontology annotation, biological process: transmembrane transport. The transcript has 8 exons.